GCUGAGCAUCCAAAAAACUCUCCCCGUCCCGCCGCCAUCAUGUCCUGCAAGGCUCUGGCCCUCUGCCUCCUGGGGCUCCUGGCUCUCUCCUCCGCUUGCUACAUCCAGAACUGCCCCAUCGGGGGCAAACGCGCCGUCAUGGACAUGGAAAUCAGGAAGUGCCUGCCCUGCGGCCCCCGGAACAAGGGCCACUGCUUCGGGCCCAACAUCUGCUGCGGGGAGGAGCUGGGCUGUUACCUCGGCACCUCCGAGACCCUGCGCUGCCAGGAGGAAACCUUCCUGCCCACCCCCUGCGAGUCGGGACACAAACCCUGCGGCAGCGGCGGGAGCUGCGCCGCCCCCGGCAUCUGCUGCAGCACCGAGGGCUGUGGGGCUGACUCAUCCUGCGACCAGGAGAUGCUGUUUGUGUAGCCCAUCCAGGAUAGAACCUGCAGGAUCCUGUAUCCAUCCCGCUGUCCCAGCCUGGCCUCGGGCUGGGAACAGACGAGCUGAGAGCUGUGACUCAGCCUGGAGUGAUGAGCCUAACUAGAAAUAAAACUUGUACAGAAAAACAACCCUAAAA
This is a messenger RNA of Corapipo altera (White-ruffed manakin), 562 nucleotides long. Its product is annotated as neurophysin 1-like. The transcript is spliced from 3 exons. The coding region runs from base 40 to 411 and encodes 123 amino acids. Gene Ontology annotation, cellular component: secretory granule; extracellular region. Gene Ontology annotation, molecular function: neurohypophyseal hormone activity. The record is from RefSeq and is a predicted model, not a curated record. NCBI's taxonomy places the organism in Eukaryota, Metazoa, Chordata, Aves, Passeriformes, Pipridae.